CUUGUCGCGUUUGUAUUCCUCCGAUCUCUGCGCACGCAACCCUGCCUCUACUAUCAUCAUGCGCUUUCUGGAUACAAGGACCGGACAAUUCGUCGUGAGGGACCCUGAGAAGACGCGUUAUGCUAUUUUGUCGCAUACUUGGAGGACUUGGGAGCAGACGUAUGGGGAGCUGAAGAUCGUUCAGGCGCGCUACGGAGGUCCCGCUGGCACUGGCUACGCCUCGCCUCCUGCUUCCCCGUCCUCACAGUCCCACACAGUUCCCACGGAGACGGAUCUCUCUAUCUGGGAUGAUUCCGAGCUCUCACGGAAGAUCCGAGAUGCCUGCAGGGUAGCUCGCGAGGCCGGGUACGAUUACCUCUGGAUCGACUCAUGCUGCAUCGACAAGUCGAGCAGCUCCGAGCUCACCGAGUCGAUCAACUCGAUGUAUAAAUGGUAUGGCGAUGCAACGGAGUGCUAUGCCUACCUCGCCGACGUCCCUCCUGGCGAAGACCCUCGCUCUCCGAAGUCCAGUUUUCGUUCGAGCCGAUGGUUCGAGCGCGGGUGGACGCUCCAGGAGCUCGUUUCGCCCUCUGAAGUGAAGUUCCUCUCGAAUGACUGGAACAUCAUCGGAACCAAGCACAUCCUCGUUGACCUCAUCAGUGAGAUCACUGGCAUCCCUGACGAGGCCCUACUACACGAGAAGUCACUCGAUGAGUUCAGCGUGGCUCAACGACUCUCGUGGGCCGCAAACCGGACAACGACGCGGGUGGAAGAUCGGGCGUACUCGCUGCUGGGAAUCUUCGACAUCAAUAUGUCUACGCUGUAUGGCGAGGGCGAGCGAGCUUUCCGCCGGUUGCAAGAGGAGAUCCUGCGGCGCAUCCCGGACCAAAGCCUUUUUGCGUGGCAAGACGUGUACCAAGGUCCUGACAUGUCUGAACAGCCCAUCGCAGAUCAGGCGGAAUGCACGCUUCGAUGCUUAGAAUGGUCCCCAAGUGUCUUGCUUGCGUCGUCUAUGAACGACUUCAGUGCGGACAGUAGGGAUAUCCAAAUUGUUCCCCAUGCUGUACUUGACCGGCUCCAGCUCUCCAGCCUCUCAACAAUCGAGUACACCCCAAGUCCACAGGGUAUCCGCACACAAAUACCCCUCCUUCCCCUCUCUCGUUACUUCCCUCAGUCUGCUACAAUCGCGUAUCCGGACGGGAUUCCCCGAUCCCAGUGGUACCUCGCCAUCCUCGGCUGCGAGCACAAAUCCCGCCCCGGCUCUCUUCUAGGUCGCGUUUGCUAUAUCCCACCCUCUGGGACCGGCAUCGAUCUGUUGUGUUCCGGAUGUGUAGUAGUCUCACCCGCGCCAAGUCGCAGUGAUGAUCAGCCCGAUCUCUUCCCCUUGUCGUCGGCGACCAUUGAGCGUUGUCGGGAGCACAUCACGCUCAAAACAGUCUACAUCUCCCACCCGGAGCGUGCCAGCACACAGUCAGACACUAGGGACCCUCGCUAUCAGCCACACAAGACGAUCAAUCUAUUGCUGCGGAGGAAGACUGGCGAUGCUCUACGCGCCCAAGGGUACACGGCGGGAUUCCGAGGUCCAGAUGAGGACCACCCGACCACUCACUGGCUCACGCUUUCCUGCGACGACCACACGAUCACCGUCGAGUACCGGCAUACCCUGGAGUAUCACGGUCGGAGGUUGACGGUCGAGGCCGAUGUGAAGAUGUCGCGACCUGCUCUUGACGCGGCUGGGGAGAUCGAGGCGGAUCCUCGCUCCGUGAAGUGGUGGGGUUAUGCCCCGUGGAACAAGUUGCUUGACCGUACACAGGAAAUCACUUUCACCCUCGCGACGAAAAAGCUCGCCGUAAAGCUCAGCCUGGACUGGGCAGCGCUGUCGCACUACUCCCUACGCGUCGAUAUCGUCACCGAGGCGCUACUAGUCGAAUCGAGCCCGUCGCUCCAGCUUGCGCAGGGAACAGAUGCCUCGGGGUCGGGAGCGGGUGGCGAAGCGGAUAUCGGGGCCGAGGCUGGGACCAGCGAAGGCGGCGUCCUUCAGCCUGACGGUGAUGCGCUUCUUCCUAGGCAGUACUCGGAUGGCCCCCCGAGUCCGCUGGAGGCGCGAGAAGGAGAGGAGCAUGGAGCGGGCACGAAGGUGGGCGAGGAGGUCGAAGUCGAGCGGGAGGGCUGUGUAUGGGGAUGACGACCGCCUUACGAAGGACUUGACGGACGAGUACGACGGAUCGUUCUCUUGAGGUUCGUUCUUUGCGAUUUGUAAGUCUAUUUACCGUCAGCUCCUCUUGACUCGUAAACCAGCAUCGCCGAUGAGUGCAGUGUUGGAUUGAGAUAGAUCAAACUAUGUGACGACCUGUUGGGC
Messenger RNA from Dichomitus squalens LYAD-421 SS1, 2338 nucleotides. RefSeq names its product HET-domain-containing protein. The record is from RefSeq and is a predicted model, not a curated record. The transcript is spliced from 2 exons. Bases 59 to 2164 code for a protein of 701 amino acids. Lineage: Eukaryota; Fungi; Basidiomycota; Agaricomycetes; Polyporales; Polyporaceae.